AACAAUGCAGAUAGGAACCUCCAGGACUUUUCGGACAUAUAAUAAUAGUCCUAAGCACGCCAAAGCAAGGUUUGUGACAGAGGCGAGUAGUAGUUUUCAGGGGCAUAUGAUAGAGAAUUCAGAGAAAAAUCUUUCUAGAAUGCCUCAACUCAGAAGGAUAAUUGAGCUGUAUUCUGUGCAUAAAGAUGAUCAAGGUAUGGAUGAGAAUGGGUCCAACUCCGAUGGAAGUUUUACCAGACUCCGCCCUGGUAGCUUCUAUAAUGAAAGUCUUAAAAAUAGUUCAUCUAUGGAGAGAAUUGCUGGAAAAUUCACAAACAGGAGCCAGAGCAUUGGGAAUAAUUUUAAUACUUAUAAGAAUGAGAAAACUGGAAGGACCAUCCCAAGAUAUAAAAUUGGUAAAAGAUCAGCAUCAACCUACCAAAAUCACUUUGAAAUGACACCUGCUAAAGUCCAGAAGGAGAAAUCUCUGAAUAAAAAGGCUGAUUUCCAGUAUGAACAGGUCAGCUACAAUCACAAAUUUCCACCAAUUCCUAAGGCAGAGGUUGAGGAAAGAAUCCCUAGGAGUCCUUUCGAGACGAAAAUGAAAGGCCUCCAAAGCUUUCAAGAGCUUAGUCCAUCUUUUAAGAGGUUUAUACUAAACAGGACGAUGAAUAAAUCUAUCAUCAGUCUAUCUUCUAGCAAAGGGACAAAAGUCAAAUCAAAGCUAUCUCGUAAAUAACAGUAUUUUAAAGAAAUUAGCUGACAGCUCUUUACAAAAAGAGCUGAACAUGUUGAAAGAGAGGUCUGUUAACAUUUCAGACAUCAUGAAAACCUCAUAUGAUCGGCCUAAAGUAACAGCAGUGCAGGAUACCUUACAUGGAAUUUUUCAAACCUCUUCAAGUCUUAAAAAUGAGCAGAGACAUAGGAAAUUCAAGACUUGGGGUGGCAUAAAGAUUCCAAUAAGUAUUAAAACAGGCCAAUUCAAUAGGAACAAAGAUGUUCUUAACAAAUGGGAUGAACAGAGAGAUGGGAUAUUCAACAAGCUGUAA
Messenger RNA from Moneuplotes crassus, 1028 nucleotides. The record is from the annotation of a GenBank genome assembly. Lineage: Eukaryota; Ciliophora; Spirotrichea; Euplotida; Euplotidae.